This is a messenger RNA of Harpegnathos saltator (Jerdon's jumping ant), 2588 nucleotides long. Its product is annotated as zinc finger protein 70. Gene Ontology annotation, molecular function: zinc ion binding; RNA polymerase II cis-regulatory region sequence-specific DNA binding; DNA-binding transcription repressor activity, RNA polymerase II-specific. The record is from RefSeq and is a predicted model, not a curated record. Gene Ontology annotation, cellular component: nucleus; nucleoplasm. Gene Ontology annotation, biological process: regulation of transcription by RNA polymerase II. NCBI's taxonomy places the organism in Eukaryota, Metazoa, Arthropoda, Insecta, Hymenoptera, Formicidae. The coding region runs from base 164 to 2086 and encodes 640 amino acids. The transcript is spliced from 3 exons.
CACGCGUGGAACCACGCGAAACGAAGGGAGACUCAUGGCGACUCGCACAGCAUCGCAGAAACGUCAAAAUAAGAACACGAUGUACCGAUGCAUCGGUGCUUACUGUCAUACGCGAAUCGCGCGAUUCUUUCCGUUAUAACUGCGCUUGGAGAAGAACGGAAGGAUGUUUAUAGUGACGAAGGAAAUCGAUAGCGAGAACAUCAGCAAACUGUGUCGCACGUGUUUGAGAGAAGACGGCGACAAGAUGGUAUGUUUGUUCAUGGGCCCAGCCGGUUCGUCUCUCGCUGCCAAGUUACGAUCCCUCUCGUGCUUAGAGGUUUGGCAAGGAGAUGGCUUGCCUGAAAAAAUGUGUGAUCGCUGUGUUACCAGAGCAGAGUCAGCUCUCUUGUACAGAGAACAGUGCCGUGCGGCAGACAGGGCUCUGAGACAAGCAGCAUUGAAGGUAUCCGGACUUACGUCAUACACUACUGUCUCUGGUUGUAAGCUCUAUCAGAAUCAGCAGAAUCAAGGAUUUGUUCCGGUACAGAAUUCUCACAAGACACUCAAGUGCAUAGAAUGCGGCGCUGUGUUCAUGAAUUAUCAAGAACUCUGUGCUCAUAGCAGACUACACCUGUCCUUUAUUCAGGAUAACAACAUACCUGUGCAACACAUGCACAUAGUAGAAUCUCAAAAUCCCUAUCUCAACUUUGGUCAUGUUAGUUCGAAUUUUGCCAACGAUAAUAUACCAAACACGCAAUUAUCUCCAUUGUCGAAUAGUGUAGUGAGGUCAAAUGUGAUGCAUACUAUGCCGUUGAACGAAGAGAGCUCCAGUCGAGCCGCCUGUGCCUUACACUGUUCCUUGUGCAAUCACACCUUCACCAAUAGAAGACAAUUAAUAAGUCACAAUAUAACGCACGGUACGGAUAAUGUAGAUAUGUCGUGUGACAACGAGAACAUUGAGAUCUGCGAAAAUUCUAAUCAUAUCCCGCAAAAUCUCAGUUACGAGAGGUCCAUUCAUUCCGUCGACAAUCCUAUUCAGAAUUUGUCGUAUCAAAGAUCCACCGUAGAUGACAACGACGAAAUGCAAAACUUAAAUUUCCCCGAGAAUAUCGAUCUGGACGGUGACCAGCAGGAGAACAGCUCGGAACGUUUGCAAAAUGUAACGAUGCAUUCCGAGAAUAACGUAUCGAUCGCGGAAAAUUUGAGAUUUAUGAAGGCGCCCGGGAAGGAUCAGCAGCACGUAAUCGGAUAUCACGGGUGCUCGACUGACGGUAAUUAUAAGCAGUCCCUUGAUGCAAAACUUGAUGCGGAAGAUAUUCACGCGAAGAAGCAUCGGUGUGAAGUAUGCUCGAAACAGUUCUCGCAAAAAUCUAAAUUAUUCGCUCAUCAGUUGUCUCACUCUGGUCAGCAGCCGUUCAAGUGCCUCAGCUGCGGCAAGGCAUACGCGUCGAAAAGCAAGCUUAACGCGCACAUGAGAUUGCACACCAAGACCAAUGUACAUCAGUGCAAGGUGUGCAAUAAGAUAUUUUCGUAUCCGUCGUACUUGGAGGAACAUAUAAAGGUUCACAACAAAACUGACAAUAUCCUGCAGAGUAAGGACUUUGAAUGUAGCACCUGCAACAAACGUUUCCGUCUCUUGAAAAAUUUGAAGGCACACGAGAGGCUUCAUACGGGGAAAGGCUUGGUGCGAUGCGAGAUUUGUGAUAAACAGUUUAGCCAUAAUUACAAUCUGAAAAUGCACUUACGAACACACAAGACGUCGAAGGUGCACAAGUGCGAGUAUUGUGACAAGCGUUUCGUGCAAAAGGGCAAUCUAGUCGAACACUUGCGAAUUCACACCAAAGUGAAGCCUUUCGCGUGUAAAUUAUGCGGCAAGAGAUUCGCGCAAUCGGGUCACUUGAAAAGCCACGAAGCUUCGCACGGUACUUUGAGGCAACAUCAGUGUCGGUUAUGCGGGAAGAGGUUCAAGCUAGCCAAUCAUUUGAAACGGCAUUUGAAUUUGCACACCGGUACGAAAACGUACAAAUGUAAUCAGUGUAACCAAAUGUUCUCGCAGUCCUUCAGUCUGACGAGGCACUUGAAGAAGCACAACGAGUCGCAUGUGUAAAUUUAUUCGACAAACUGUAACACAUACACAUACGUGCAAACGUUUUUAUUUUUAUUUUAUUUUAUUUUAUUUCAUUUUAUUUUAUUUCUUUUCUAGAGAAUCUUUUACAUAUCCUCCUAGAGAAUUCCUUUCUAGGAGUUUCCCUUAAGGGCGCCUUUUCACCUAAGGGUAAGUCGCAAUAAAAUAACAUCGGGACAAAAUCGACGCUUCCGUUCGAUUCUGUAGAGAUCUACGUCGUGUGGAAUAUAUCGCGGAAUGUAGCUUCAUUUGUAGCUUUUCAGGACUGUAGUGAGAAUGUUUAUACCUUCUCGCAGUUGCUCCUCCGUGAUCGUUAACGGGGGCGAUAUUCUAAUGAUUUGGCCGUGCGCAGGUCUUGUCAGCAAACCAGCAUCUCUCAACCUCAGACAGAUAUCCCAGCCGUCGGCAAACUCUGCAAUUAAAUUGUUGUAUCACUAUUGAGCGUGUCUCGCGCGGCUAUGCAAUAAAAUCCAAUUUCUCGUUA